Paramecium pentaurelia is the source of this 3723-nucleotide messenger RNA. NCBI's taxonomy places the organism in Eukaryota, Ciliophora, Oligohymenophorea, Peniculida, Parameciidae. The record is from the annotation of a GenBank genome assembly.
AUGUCCGACAUUGAUGAAGAGUCUUCGAAGUUAUUUUCGUAAGAUUCUAUGCAAGAGGAGGAUGAUGAAGAUUAGAGAUUAGACAAUGAUGACAUUUGGAAGGUCCUUCGAAUGUUUUUUUAAACUCAUGGAUUAGUCUCAUAAUAAAUAGGCUCGUAUGAAAGCUUUGUUGAAAAUGUGAUCAAAUUCGUGAGAGGACAUGAAGGGACAUUUGUUGUCAAAGUCAAACCUUAAUACAAAGAAGAAGAGCGGCAAGAAGGUAAUAUUUAAUUUUAUUCUCUUUAUAGCUUAUCUUGAAUACCUAUAUUAAUUCUAAAUAACAAGAUGUUUUAUGGGGAAAAAGAAUAUUCAUGUAGAUAAAUUUGAGGAGGAAAUCUUUCCAAUGAUUGCUAGAUUAAGAGAUCUUACUUAUUCAAGAUAAUUAAAAAUAGACUUGGAAGUAACAAUGUAAUAAAGAAAUAAACGGGAUGGUUCAAUAGAAGAGAAAAGUAAAUAAUAAUUUAAAGGACUUCCUUUUUUCAAAUUACCAAUUAUGGUAAGAAGUAGAUUUUGUUCAUUGCAAAAAGAUCCAAAAGAUUAAGAAUUAAUAUAAUUAAGAAUAUAAAAUGGGGAAUGUGGAUUUGAUCAAGGAGGAUAUUUUAUAUUAAGAGGAUCUGAAAAGGUUAUAGUUGCUUAAGAAAGAAUAGCAAAUAAUGUAGUGUUAGUUUUUAAAAGUAAAAUAGUAAAUAAACCUUGGGUGGCUGAAAUUAGAUCAUAACCAGACCUAUUUUCAAAUCCUAAUGUUUUUAAAGUUGAGCUUCGAUAUAUAUAAAAUACUCCUGUUAUCAGAUGUAGUGUGAAAUAAUUUAAUUCAACAUAAGGAAUACCAUUAUUUACUUUAUUUAGAGCCUUAGGUAUUAGUAGUGAUUAGGAGAUUUUGGAAAGGAUAGUAUAUAAUUUAGAAGAUGAAUUUAUGGGUCCAAUGUUAGAAAUGUUAUAUGGUUCAUUGUAGGAAGGUGGUGAAUAUGAGGAUGAAGAAUUAUGUCUUAGAUGGAUAGGAAAUAAAAUAAAAAAGGCAGAAAAUUAAGAUCCAGAAACUUUAAUUUAAGAAGCUAAAAAAUUAAUUAAUAAGAAUAUCUUACCACAUAUUGGUGUAUCUACAGAAAGUAGAGAUAGAAAAGCUUAUUUUUUGGGUUAUAUAGUACAUAGAUUAUUAAAUGCAUCAUUGGGAAAAACAGAUUAGGAUGAUAGAGAUCAUUAUGGUAAAAAGAGAUUGGAUAUGGCAGGAGCUAUGAUGAUGGGAGUAUUCAAAACAUCAUUUGAAUAAUUUAAAUAGAAUUCUAAAAAGGCAUUAGAAAAAUAUAUUAAUGGAGGAAGAAGAGGAAGAGGAUAAUAAACAAAAAUUGAGAAUAUGAGAUAACCUGAUGAUAUUAAAUCCUUUUUUGAUGGUGAAUAAAUAUCAAAAGAUAUUGAUAAUGCAUUGGCUACUGGAAAUUGGGGAAGAAGUAAAGAAGGUCAAGUUGUCAAAACAGGAGUUGCUUAAACAUUAAAGAGAGAGACAUCAUUAUUUGCAACUCUUAGUCAUUUAAGAAGAAUGAAUGCUCCUAUUAAUCCAUAAAUGAAAUUGAGUAAACCUAGAUAAUUACAUAAUACUCAUUUUGGAUUCAUCUGUCCUGCUGAAACACCUGAAGGAUAAAAAAUUGGUAUUGUCAAGAAUUUAUCAUUAAUGACUACUGUUUCAAAUGAUUUAUAACCAAAAGAUAAAGAAACCUUAUUAAAAUUAAUUAUGGUUUCUUAAUAAAAUGAUUUUGAUUUUAUUUUACUUUAGGGAGAUUUCUAAGCUUCAGAAAUACCUAGAAUGACAAAAGUUUUAGUAGAUGGUAAUUGGAUAGGAUUUACUAAAAAUCCUGAAUAAUUCAUUCAUGAAUUUAAAAAUUUAAGAUCAGCUGAAGAAUCUUACAUUCCUAUAGAAGUAUCAAUAAAUUUUGAUUAUGUAAAUAAAGAAAUUAGAAUUUAUACUGAUGCAGGAAGAUGCAUGAGACCUUUAUUUAUAGUUUAGAAUAAUAAAUUAAAGUUGAUGAAGGGAGUACUAAAUUAAGUAAAAGAAUGGGAAGAAUUGUUGAAAAAUAAAUGUGUUGAAUUAUUAGAUGUUGAAGAAGAAGAAGGUUCAUUAAUAGCCAUGGAUAUUGAUAUUAUGAUGAGAGGUACAUAGAAUUUUAAAAGAUAUACACAUUGUGAAAUACAUCCAUGUAUGAUGUUUGGUGUUUGUGCAUCAGUUAUUCCAUUUGCAAAUCAUAAUUAAGGACCAAGAAAUACUUUAUAAAGUGCUAUGGGUAAAUAAGCUAUGGGAUUAAAUUCAACAAAUUUCAAUAUUAGAUUUGAUACAUUGGUUCAUAUCUUACAUUAUCCACAAAAACCCUUGGCAUCAUCAAAAGCAGUAGAUUUUAUCACUGUAAAUGAAGUUCCAAUUGGUAUUAAUUGUGUUACUUCUAUUGCUUGUUUUACAGGAUAUAAUCAAGAAGAUUCAAUUAUUAUUAAUUAAUAUGCAAUAGACAGAGGAUUUUUUAGAUCUGUUUUUUAUAGAACAUAUAAAGAAUCAGAAGAUAAGGAUCCUGAUAAUUUUACUGAAACUAAAAUUACAAAACCUAUUGGUGAUAAUUUUGCUGGCAAAUUAUUUAUUAAAUUAGAUAGUGAUGGAAUUGUACCUCCAGGAACUAAAGUAGAUGAAGAAGAACCUAUUAUUGGAAAAGAAUUAAUAAUAGAUAAUAUUAUGUUGAAUACAGCAAAUGGUUAAAAAAAUACAAAAGAAUGUUCAUUAUUAACAAGAAGAGCAGAAAGAGGAGUUGUUGAUUCUGUUUUAAUUAGUGAGAAUUAGAAAGGAUAUAAAUUAGUAAAAGUAAAAGUGAGAUCAUUAAGAAUUCCAUAAAUUGGUGAUAAAUUUUGUAGUAGACAUGGAUAAAAAGGUACUUGUGGAAUGACUUACAGAUAAGAAGAUUUACCAUACACUCUUGUAGGUAUAUCUCCAGAUUUAACUAUUAAUCCACAUUGUAUUCCAUCAAGAAUGACAAUAGGUAAAAUUAUAUUAUUAUUUGUAGGACAUUUAAUUGAAUGUUUAUCAUCAAAAUUAGCUUCUAUAAAAGGAUAAUUUAAUGAUGCUACACCAUUUGCAUAAAUAUUAGUCAAUAAUAUUGCUAAGGAAUUACAUUCAGUUGGAUGGUAAAAAUGGGGUAAUGAAGUUAUGACUAAUCCAUAUACUGGUAAUAUGUUUUCAAUUCCUAUUUUUGUUGGACCUACUUAUUAUUAGAGAUUAAGACAUUUAGUAGAUGAUAAAAUGUAUGCUAGAUCAAGAGGACCUGUAACUGGAAUCACAAGAUAACCAACUCAUGGUAGAAGUAGAAAGGGAGGAUUAAGAUUUGGUGAAAUGGAAAGAGAUUGCAUAAUCUCUCAUGGUAAAUUAAAUAAAUAUAUAUUAUUAUAGGUACUGCUAAAUUUUUAAAAGAAAGAACAUAUGAUGUAUCAGAUGCAUUCAGAGUUCAUGUUUGUUCUAAAUGUGGAUUGUUUGCUGUUGCUAAUUUAGAAAAUUAAGAAUUUUAUUGCAAUAUUUGCAAGAAUACAAAUAAUUAAAAUUAAAUUUAUUAAGUUCUAAUGCCUUAUGCAGCAAAGACCUUAAUUUAAGAAUUGAUUUCAAUGAAUAUUGCUCCAAGAUUGAAGUUUGAUUAAUCUAAAUUGAAACAUGAAAUUUGA